Messenger RNA from Clupea harengus (Atlantic herring), 2149 nucleotides. RefSeq names its product nuclear factor 7, brain-like. Gene Ontology annotation, molecular function: zinc ion binding; protein binding. The record is from RefSeq and is a predicted model, not a curated record. NCBI's taxonomy places the organism in Eukaryota, Metazoa, Chordata, Actinopteri, Clupeiformes, Clupeidae.
GUAAGCACAAACCACAGAUGAAUUAUGAAGAAGAAACAACUGAAUUUAUGCCGAUAAAGCGAAGAGCAACCUAUGACUAUACACUGUGAAGUAGUUCAGUGCACUGUCAGUGCUGUUGAAGUAAAACUAAAGUUGGAGCUAUCAUUUCCACAACAGAAUCCACCGUGCCUUACUUGAUAUAAUGGCAACCAGACUACCGCUGAUCGAGGAGGACCUUUCCUGUCCGAUCUGCUGUGACAUAUUCAAAGACCCUGUCGUAUUAAAGUGCAGUCACAGUUUCUGUGCCGCUUGCUUGCAUCAGUACUGGGACCAGAAGCACGCAGCUAGAGACUGCCCUCUCUGUCGAACGGAGUCCCUGGACGAACCAGUAGCCAGUCUCACCCUGAAAAAUCUUUGUGACUCCUUGAUUGAGGAAGGCAUCUCCAUGCCGCCGGCCACUCGCGAGGCAUGUGAGCCAGGGGAGCUAUGCCGACAGCAUGGAGAGCGACUAAAACUCUUCUGCUUGCUCGACCGAGAGCCCAUCUGCGUUGUCUGUCACACUUCAAGAAAACACAAAAACCACGAGUGUUGUCCUGUGGAAGAGGCGGUAGUUGACGUAAAGGAGGAGAUGAUGGCUGCUCUCAACACACUACAUGAGAAGUGGGAGGUGUUUGACAAAAUGAAACUUAGCUUUGAAAGCACAGCCGAACACAUACAGGCCCAGGCCCAGCAAACAGCCACGAGCGUCCAGGAGGAGUUUGAGAAGCUGCAUCACUUCCUUCGCGUGGAGGAGGCGACGCGCCUCGCAGCGCUGAAGAGAGAGGAGGAGAGGAAGAGUCAGCAGAUGAGCGAGAAGGUAGAGGAGGUUGCCCGCAACAUGACGGCCCUCUCAGAGACCAUUCGGGCCAUCGAAGAGGAGAUGGAGAUGGAAAACCUAACCAUCCUUCAUAAAUGCAAGACAACAUUACUGAGGGCCCAGUGCACUUUUCCAGAGCCAACCAUGAACCAAGGGGCACUCAUCAAUGUAGCCCGCUAUCUUGGCUCACUCAAGUUCAGGGUCUGGGAGAAGAUGCUUGGUGUGGUCAAAUACACUACAGUAACUCUGGACCCCAACACAGCUGCGCCGUGGCUCAUCCUCUCCGACAGCCUGACCAGCGUGAGGGACGGCGAGGACCGGAAGCCAUUGCCCGACAACCCCGAGCGCUUCUGCCCGGACACGGCCGUGCUGGGCUGUGAGGGGUUCAGCUCGGGCCGCCACUGCUGGGACGUGGAGGUGGGCGAGAACACAGCCUGGGUGCUGGGCGUGGCCAAGGAGUGGGUGCAGCGCAAGGAGAAGGUGUCGUCGGUGCUGAAGAACGGCUACCUGUCGGUGUACUAUUACCACAAGAUGUACUUCGCUGGCACGUCCCCCCUGACUCGUCUGAACCUGAAGAAGAGGCCCCAGAGGGUGCGCGUGGUGCUGGACUACGACAAGGGCCGGGUGGCUUUCUCGGACGCAGCAGAUGGGACGGCUAUCUACACCUUCAAGCACAGCUUCGCUGAGAAGGUCUACCCUUACUUCUGGGUGGGCUGUAAGCUAUGCCCACUCAAAAUAGAGCCAAGAGAGUUGUGUGUGACCUCAGUGGAUCACAUGUGACAUGUGGCGUAGUGCAGGUCACAUAUGAAAUUCAGAAACCAUAAGUGCGCUCUUUAAGAACUUUAAUGCCUUAAGACACUUUGCACAUUUAUGAAAGUUAAUAUUUUUUUAUCCUGUUUACGGCCUGUGUUCUACCUAUCCUGUGCCAAACAAAAUCAUAACCAAAAAGUAAUUAAUUGCAUUCUGUAAGUACAAUGUAACGCAAUAAAUUAUGUGUAUGCAAAGUUGCAUGCAGAUGUAUGUAGUCAAGUUUGAGAAGCUGCAUUUUGUGUCUGUGAGCGAGAUUGUAUGUGUGUGGGGUGUUCUCUCAGGUACCAGUCACACAGAAAAUGUUAGUGUUCUUCAUCCAGUAUACCAUGACAACAAAUGAAGCUUUAUAUUCCAUGCAGCAAGUCUUGUAUUUACAAACCAAAGACAUAUGGGGCUUUUUACAUGACACAAUUCAUUAUAUUUACAAAUGACUGUAAAACAAUAACAUCUUUUAAAAAUAUAAUAAAAUUUAGGACUUUGAGCUGAAGCUGAGUUUUACAUGAA